Molecule: messenger RNA, 336 nt
Organism: Didymosphaeria variabile
Lineage: Eukaryota; Fungi; Ascomycota; Dothideomycetes; Pleosporales; Didymosphaeriaceae
Exons: 1
Coding region: 1-336 (111 amino acids)
Source: RefSeq, a predicted model, not a curated record
AUGCCUUUCCUCGCAGGCUUCGAAACCGUCGUUCUAGUUAGCGGCCUCGCCUUCUCCACCGGCAUCGCCAUCCCCUGGGUCACAACGGUCGAAAAGCGCGAGCUACGCGAUGAGAACGCCGAGCUGCGCGCGCAGGGCCGAGGCGAGAUUUCCUAUCUGAAGUAUGUCUGGCAUAGCAUUUGGCAUGAAAAGAAGCCUUCACAGGUGAAGGCGGUGGAGGCGCAGGGUGGUGAUGUGGAGGCUGAGGAAGCUCAUGAUGUUCAGACAACGCUUGGCAUGGACGAGACUGGGCAGUUAAUUGUGGUGAAGCGGAGGAAGGUGAGGAAAGAUCUAUAG